Molecule: messenger RNA, 1299 nt
Organism: Diuraphis noxia (Russian wheat aphid)
Lineage: Eukaryota; Metazoa; Arthropoda; Insecta; Hemiptera; Aphididae
Gene: mRpS25
Product: mitochondrial ribosomal protein S25
Cellular component (GO): mitochondrion
Molecular function (GO): structural constituent of ribosome
Source: RefSeq, a predicted model, not a curated record
GCAUAUUAGCAUGCCUAGCAUGGGCGCAUAUUGGCCUGUCGUGGUUGAUCCUAAGCAUUACGCAGAACGUAAAUAGAAAUUCGCAAAACUACUGUUAAAUAAAUGUUCACUAAUUGAAUAAUUAUUAUUGUUUUUAAAUUGUCUAAUAAAAUUGCUAAUUUGAAGUAUGCCGUUCAUGAAAGGAGCUGCUCCAAUACGGAGAACUAUACAAUAUUUGGAAGCUGGUAAGAUAGUAUUCAAAGACCGAAUUAAAAUUGUUUCAAUUCACUACAACACAUUGGGUGAAAAUCAUCGUGGCACACGAGAUUUUGUAUUUUGGCACCUCCCUCAAAUUCAAUAUAAAAAUCCUGAUGUUCAAGUGAUGACUCUUAAAAAUAUGACACCAACGCCAUUCAUAAGAUGUUUCAUGAGUGAUGGUAAAGAUGUGUUGAUUGAUGUUGAUAAUCGUGACAAAGAUCGAAUUCAUGACCAUGUUUUACAAGUUCUUGGAAAACCAAAAGAAACACUCGACAUGGAGGCCAUGGCUAAAGAAAAAAAAGAUAAUAUUGCCAAUUUUGGAUAUAUGUGUGAAAAACAUUGUAUUUGUGAAAUUUUUGGACAAGUUCCGUGUCCAGCAGUUGUGCCAUUGCCCAAAUCAUGGAGGGGCAAAUAUAAAAAUGAAGAAUUGUAGUUUGUAACGCUCAGUUUUAUGUAAAUAUUUUUUUUCAGUUUAUUUUAAGGUUAAUAGUCACAAUAAAAUGGAAUUCUUCUCAUAAACUGUUUAAUUCAUACUUUUAUCAUUUUCCAAAUAUUUGGAAAGUCUGUUUUUAAAUUUAUGGGUUAUAACUUAGUAAAAUCAUAAUUUUUUUAUACUUCUGUUUUCUAAACAGUCAAUUUAAAUUAUUUGAGUGUUUGCGUUGGGAAUAUAUAGCGCAUAAGUUAUAAGUGUUAUACAAUCCUUAUAAUUUACUUAAAUUUUAUAGUAAAAUUGGGACUCCGAUUGGGACUGUCUUCAUUAGGUACUUAAAUCAAUCUAUACUUUUAAAUAAAAUGUAUUAACAGUAAUGAACAAUAUUUUGAUAUGAUAGCUAUUAAUUAUAGUAACUAACUAAUACAUUUUUUAGUAUAGCCUAGUAAAAAUGUUAUGUCUAAUUUGCUAAACUGCUGAAUCAGAUUAAUUAUAACUAACUACUUAUAAAUCCAGUUCAGUAAUUGCACCUUACAUGUACAUAUGCACAAUAUAAUAUAAGAACCUUAUAUGUUGUGUCGCAUUAAAACAUUUCUUGGGAAUCUACUAAAAUAAAGCAAAAUAUUACACUA